This is a messenger RNA of Cataglyphis hispanica, 2997 nucleotides long. RefSeq lists its product as uncharacterized. The coding region runs from base 338 to 1174 and encodes 278 amino acids. Lineage: Eukaryota; Metazoa; Arthropoda; Insecta; Hymenoptera; Formicidae. The record is from RefSeq and is a predicted model, not a curated record. The transcript is spliced from 3 exons.
UCCGCGCAUCGUCGUCUCCCGCAGGGGCCCCCUAUAUACUUCCCCACGGGAAGGUGGUGGGUCACCGAGUAAUAACAUCGUGCACAUCCCGGCGUCUACUCUAAGGCGGUGAUCUACGUAUAUAAAGUCGUCGGGGAGAGAUGCGGGUUUAGAAGCCUUGUACUACUCGUCGAUCUACGUAUCGGGAUUGACAACAGAGAAGAGUGCAUCAGAAGGGCUCUUACGGUAUCGACCAGUUAAUCGAGAGAAGGGCCUCAAGUUUUUGCCGCAGCGUGAACAUCACGUUUUCGUCUCCUCGCGUUCCUGUAGCUUUCGUGGCUUCGGGUCCAGAAUUAUCAUGAAAACUUUAAUAUUGGCAUUAUUUUGCCUGGGAAUAUGUUUGGCAAAUCCUUUGGAGAAGGAGGAAAAGAUAAGCGUCACAGAGCAGCAGUCUGUGAUGUUAACGGAUCGAGCUAAGUACGAAGAGGAACUUCUUCGUAAGCUCAACUCGAAGUGCUCCCAAAACGACAUGAGUAGUUGCGUGAUGUUAAAGUUGGUGACGUACAUGAACAAGUUGUUGAAGAAGGCCUCGAUCGAGCUCACAGAUGACAUCGAGAUCAGGAAGACGAGCCAAACGUCAGAGGAUGUGAUUACGUUCGAGGCCGGUAGAAGCAAGGACGAUGAGACUCAAUUUCUUGAUCUUGUCGCAAAUAAAUUUUACGCCUUUAUCAAAUCGAGAAGCAUCAAAUGGAGGAUUUUACCUGAAGAUGAUAUUGUUGUGUCCGCAUCAGAGGAUAACACUGGCUCGUUAAAUAUGGGUCUAUCUAUCGAGCGCGCUGACAAACCUCUUCAAGACGGUCGUGGAAAGAAGGGCAACAACAUGGGCAUGUUGAUUGCCGCGGGUAUCAUGAAGAUGGGUCUCGUCGCUGGUCUCGCGUUUAAAGCGCUCACCCUCUUGGUCGGCAAGGCUCUUCUUCUAUCGAAGAUCGCUCUUCUAUUAGCUGGUAUCAUAGGUCUAAAGAAGCUCUUCUCGCAAGGGAAGCACGUGACCUACGAGGUGGUGGCACAUCCUCAUCAUGAUCAUGGCCACGGCGAUAGCUAUUCCAGCGGAUGGGGGAGAAGUUUUCAUGAACAAACGCCGAUCUUUGGACAGUCGCAAGCCCAUGAAUUGGCUUAUUCGGCGCAUGUAAAGUAAAUAACUUUUAUGAUCGAAAGGAAGCCAGCAUCCAAGGAUCGUCCGAGAUCAAUGAUUGAAAUGAGAAGUAUGACGUUCUCGAAUUCUUGAGAAUUUUUCGUAAAAUUACCCCGCAUAGUAUUUAUUCACAUUAUCAGUUUUAAUCUUCUCUUUCCUUCUUGUCUUCUUUUCCAUCUCUCUCAUCAUCUACGAUUAUUAUCGUUCGCACCCUCUAACUCUUUCUACAGUAAUAGUAGACACAUACUCUCUUUUUUUAUUAAAUGUCAUGCUCGAAUUUUUGGACGACGACCAGCACGACACAUGAAUACGUCAAUGACGCACAGCGACGCACAUGUUUACGGCAACGGCGACGUAAGGACGUUACAUUACGAAUUACGGAUACAUAAUCAGGUAGACAAGAGACAUCUCCGAUGUGUGAAGGACACGCAUUACAAGCGUUUUACCUACUUUUUUGACUCUACUUAUAAAUAAUCGCGGAUACUGCGAGAUUCUCGUCAGUAGGACAUUAGAUUACACACGAGUGCUAUAUUUAUCGCUCUUAUCUCUAAUUCGUUCUAUUUGAAUCUGUGAUAUCCCAAGAAUUUAGAUCUACGUUCACAUUAAACAUUAAAUAUUAAAUGUGAUUGUCUUACUUUUGGUUUGCAGUUUUGCAUAUUUGGCGUUGCAAUUGUCUAACCGUCUCACGUGUUAGAUAGAAUUUUUGACAAAUUAUACUCAGCAUCAGGAUAAUUAUAAAUUAGCACUGAAUGUAGAGCUAAACAUGAGAAUGCACACACAUACCCACUCACAUACACGCACGCAUGCACGUUCGUAUACACACACACACACACACACACACACACACACAUAUGUAUAUUAUUUUUUUCUUUUAAUUAUUUUAAUUUUUUAUAUAUCGUUUUUUAAUUAUUUGAUUUUAUUUACACUUUUAUAAUAAUAUUUAUUGAGAUUGGGUAUUCUUUAUAUCUUUAAAUCAAAACUAAUUUUUAAACAAAUCGCUUUUGACUUUUAAAUUGUGUUCGAUUUUAAACAAGAUGAUGUGACACCAAAGAUUUAGAAAAUCGUUUAAGCUUUUCUGAUAAGAUUUUUGAAGACUUGUUAUGAAGACUUAUUAUGAAGAUUAUGUAAUGUAUUUUAGACUGUGAUGAAUCUUAAAAUUCUACGCGUAAAUAAUUAGUAAAUAUAUAGUAAUUUAAUUAGUGACUCGAUAAAAUAUAAUUAUGCAAAUUAUAGAAAUUUUAAGUCAAUUAUUUGAAGAUUGAUCAGCUUCCGCUUUAUUAAUUACCAAAUAAAAAUAGAUGUCUUCAAUAGAGAGUCUUGUAGCAAUCUGCUUGACGCAAUGGACGGACGCUUAUGUACGAACUUGUAGAUAGUUCUUUAACAGAAAGACAGAAAAAAAAAACUUAGACGCACACAAUGCUAAAAUGACGAAAAAUUACAAUAAUAUAUAAGCGCAUGUAUAAGUGCUUUAUUUAUAUUUAUUUCAUAUAUGUAUUUUAUUUAUAUUGUAUCCGAUUAACAAGACUGCAAAAUGUAUAAUAUAUACAAUAUAUUUUAUAUUAUUUUUUAUAUAAACAAAUAAAUAUUUAUUAUUUUUAUAGAAUAGCACUUAUUUGCUACACUUACAGUUACAAAAAUAUUAAAAGCGGAUAUAAUAAUUUUAAAUUUUUAUAUAUCUUUGUUGUAUAUGACAAAAAUGUUAUUUUAUACACAUUGUUAUUAUAUCUGAAUGUUUUUAAAAAGAAACUGGAAGUAAGAUUUUGCUUAUCUCAUUCAAAGAAUUAUGGAAACAAGAUUUUGUCAUUGAAGUAUCUGCAAUAAUAAUA